Molecule: messenger RNA, 5542 nt
Organism: Cervus elaphus (red deer)
Lineage: Eukaryota; Metazoa; Chordata; Mammalia; Artiodactyla; Cervidae
Gene: WNT4
Product: Wnt family member 4
Exons: 5
Coding region: 2185-3051 (288 amino acids)
Biological process (GO): canonical Wnt signaling pathway; cell fate commitment; multicellular organism development
Cellular component (GO): extracellular region
Molecular function (GO): frizzled binding; cytokine activity
Source: RefSeq, a predicted model, not a curated record
GAGUAAGAUGUCGAGACAGAGGAAGAGACGACAAUUCCGGGACUGUAACACUGCAACGAUAACCCAUCUUCUUUCCAUCGAGGUAGAGAUGAAGAAACAAAUGCAAAAUACUUCAAUGCUGAUUUGUCACACAUGUUCAGCUAGAUCACCCCGUUCUGCGUGCGUGCUAUGACUCCUUGCUCAAUAGAUGUUUCUUGAACACAUUUUAAAAAAAAUAAAAAGAGAGACAGAAGAUCAGGGUGCUGAGACUUCUGAGGAUGAGGAGUAAAGGGAGCCAGGGGCCAGGAGAUAGGGGUGGGGGGUGCAGACAGCACCCUAGGGGACAGGAGCGGGGCCUUGGGCUGCAGGGAGGCUGUCACUCCACUCGCAACUGAGGAAAAGUACUUGGAGCAAAGAGAACUUGACGUGGGCGUUGAGAGCUGCAUGGAGCUGGGCUCCGUCUGGGAGAAGAGCGGCAUGGAGGCAGCACCCACCACCCCACAGCCCCUGCGGGCAUCUCCAGGGCCAGCCCCUCCUCGCCGGCUACCCCUGCAGGGCUUUCAGGCCAACAGCAGCAACUCCUUCCACUGCCUGAGAAGCUGCAGAGGUCAUGGACCCAGAUACUGUCCAGGCGGCCACGUAACCUCCGAGGCAUCAUCCUCUCCAGCACCCCUCGCCCCUGAAAGAUGCCUUCACUGUCAGGCAGGGAAGAUACGGGGUCUCUAGAAAGACCUAUCAAUGGAAGGAUAAGACUACCUUCCUCAGACCAGUGCCCACUGAUGCCAAACCACCAAGUCCUCUAUGCCCUGGGCCAUCGCUGGAGCCUGAUGAGACAGCCCAGGUUUAGAAGCCAGAAGGACCUGUUUUCAAGUCUUGACUGUCCCUGAAUGACUGCACAGCCUUGAAACACACACCUCUCUGAACCUCAGUUUCCUCAUCUGUAAAACAGAGGGGAUGAUACCCACCUGGAGAAUCCUGCGUGAAUUUAUGACUCUAUAUCCAUGUAAGGUGGCUUAUCCGGUGGCUCAGUGGUAAAGAAUCCACCUGCAACGCAGGAGCCGCAGGCUUGAUCCCUGCAUCAGGAAGAUCCCCUGGAGGAGGGCAUGGCCACCCUCUGCAGUGUUCUUGCCUGGAGAAUCUCCUGGACAGAGGAGCCUGGCGGGCUACUGUCCAUGUGGUCACAAAGAGUGGACACGACUGAAGUGACUUAGCAUGCACGCGCCCAUGUAAAGAUAUAGUGGAGCACGUGACUGUUGUUUGAGGAGCAAAGUGACAAGGGACGUAAGGUCCCUCUUCCCAUCAUCUAGUCCCAAGAAUGGUUCCCAGGUUCCCUGGGCACACCACUAUCCGUGCCAUCCUCACGCCAGGGUCUCCAGCUCUGAAUCUCCUAACAGCACCAUCCCCCGACUCCUCAGUCACCCCCAUUCCUAGAGGACCCAUCUGAUGGGCCAGGACCACUGGCAACACACCCUCUCUCUCUGAAGACUGGAGACCCCGUCAACCAUCAACGGUUGGGAUCGAGGCUGAAGUGACCCACUGUCCCUGAAGGGCGUGUGUCCUGCCCUCUGGGAUGCUCAGCUGAAAAGAAGGGCUGGGAACCCAGGUGGAAGGGAGCUGAUGGAGCCAAGCCAAAGAAGACAAAUGAGCCAAACCACCCUGGGGUCCCCCGGAAGAGGCUGCAGCUCAGUGGACUAAGGAGAGGCUUUGAGAGGGCAGGGAUGCUGAUACUGCUGAUGAGCAUACUAAUGAUAAGGAACAACGAUAAUAUAAUCGUGUUGCCAACAGGAGAGGCGUAACUGCUGUGUGACUGUUUAACCCACCUCAGCCUCCAGAGACCCGAAUUCUUCUUCUCCCCAUCCUAGAGGGGAAGACACAGAGGCUCUUGCCGUCAGUGACACGGAGACGGGAUGCCGACCCAGUCCGUCCAUCUCUCUUGGGCAGUGCCUCGCGCCGCCUGCCACGGGCAGGGAUGAGAGUCUCGGGACAGGGACGCUACAGAGACGGAGACUGCGGGGACAGAAGCCCCCCCAAGGCCUGAAAACAGCUGGGGAUGUGGACGGCUCCUGGGGAACCAGGGACUCCCCACCCUCCAGGUACCUAGCCAAGCUGUCGUCGGUGGGAAGCAUCUCCGAGGAGGAGACGUGCGAGAAGCUGAAGGGCCUGAUCCAGAGGCAGGUGCAGCUGUGCAAGCGGAACCUAGAGGUGAUGGACUCGGUGCGCCGCGGCGCCCAGCUCGCCAUCGAGGAGUGCCAGUACCAGUUCCGGAACCGGCGCUGGAACUGCUCCACGCUCGACUCGCUGCCGGUCUUCGGCAAGGUGGUGACGCAAGGGACUCGGGAGGCGGCCUUCGUGUACGCCAUCUCUUCAGCAGGUGUGGCCUUUGCGGUGACGCGGGCGUGCAGCAGUGGGGAGCUGGAGAAGUGUGGCUGUGACCGGACAGUGCAUGGGGUCAGCCCGCAGGGCUUUCAGUGGUCAGGAUGCUCGGAUAACAUCGCCUACGGCGUGGCCUUCUCCCAAUCAUUCGUGGACGUCCGCGAGAGGAGCAAGGGGGCCUCGUCCAGCCGGGCCCUCAUGAACCUCCACAACAACGAGGCCGGCAGGAAGGCCAUCCUGACACACAUGCGGGUGGAAUGCAAGUGCCACGGGGUGUCGGGCUCCUGCGAGGUAAAGACGUGCUGGCGAGCCGUGCCGCCCUUCCGCCAGGUGGGCCACGCCCUGAAGGAGAAGUUCGACGGCGCCACGGAGGUGGAGCCCCGCCGCGUGGGCUCCUCCAGGGCCCUCGUGCCGCGCAACGCGCAGUUCAAGCCGCACACGGAUGAGGACCUGGUGUACCUGGAGCCCAGCCCGGACUUCUGCGAGCAGGACGUGCGCAGCGGCGUGCUGGGCACGCGGGGCCGCACGUGCAACAAGACAUCCAAGGCCAUCGACGGCUGCGAGCUGCUGUGCUGCGGCCGCGGCUUCCACACGGCGCAGGUGGAGCUGGCCGAGCGCUGCAGCUGCAAGUUCCACUGGUGCUGCUUCGUCAAAUGCCGGCAGUGCCAGCGGCUGGUGGAGCUGCACACGUGCCGGUGACCGCCGCCCGGCCGGCGCCCAGCGACCGCCUCGUGGCCCCGGGGAAGGCCGAUAAUUUAAACAGUCCCCCCUGCCAGCCACCACCCGCCCCAAAAGAUACUGGUUGUUAUUUUUUGUUUUGGUUUGGUUUUUGGGUCCCUCCUGUUAUUUAUUGCCCGAACCGGGCGGGCGGCCCCAAGGGCACCGACCCUGGGGCCGCCCUGAAGCCGGGGCCUUUGUGGCUGCCACUGACCAAAGGGACUUUGCGCGUGCCUCCGGCUGUCCACUGUGGCCGCUGCUGACCACUCACUUGUUAUCUGUACCCGUUUUUCUACUUGCGGACUUCAGGUGGGUAACGAAGAGUGUCCCAGCCACCCGUGCCGACUGACCCUGCCGUCCAGGGAGACGGGUGGCAGGGGAACGGUGCCAUCUAGAUGGCAGCCACACACCCCCCCUACUUACACGGGGGCCCCUGGCAGCUUCGGCCUCAUCAUCUCUCAAGCCCCCUGGAAAAGCAGUGGGUAGACACACCAGGUCUCCAUGGGCAGCCGGCGGUUCAAUCUCUGUAGGCCCCUCCAGGCAAGAGCAGCAGAUGAGGCCAGGACCAGUGCAGGCUGCAGCACCCCGACCCUCAGAGCGGGAGACGCCCCCCACUCCCCCCGGUCCCUCCCAGACAGGAAUACAGCUGCAGCCUGGAUCGGAGACCCCAGGUCGGCCUUCACGGUGACUCUUCACAGGGCUGCUCCUCCGUGAAAUUAAGAACGUUAAUGUCAUACACGGGAAAGGGCCAUGUGCAAAAGCCCUCACCCGACUUUCAUUUCACUCUCUUAGUCACAUCUGUUGAGCAAACACUGUUCCAGGCCCUGUCCUGGGCCGUCUCACUGGACGACCGCGGCAGUCCUGGGAGGCCAACCAGACAGGGACACACGCUUGUGCUCGUUUCACAGGACGAAGGGCAAGGCUCGGCUGGGUCCAGGACCCAUAGAUGCGGACACGGAGCCAGAACAGCCCUCCAGCCAGGCCUCCUCCUGGGAGCCUGUUCCCAAGGUCCCAGAGACUGUAGGGCCCCCUUGCGUCUGAGACUUGGGGACGGGACUCCAGCAGCAGGAGCCACAGACCACAGGCCGAGCUGGAGCCCACGUGGUUCCCCAGGGAGGGCAGAGCCGGCUCGGAGGGAAGCGGGGGCCAGCAGCCAGGCUGACAAAGCGAGGUCUCAGCACGGACGCACCCCUGCUCCCAGGUGCCGCGGGGCCUGAAGCAGCGUCCUCAGAGCCAGCCCCACAGCCUAGGCCUGGCCCUGUGCACCCAUCAGGCCACAGGCCCAGGCUUCUGUGGGCAGGGCCUGCACAUGGCAAGCCCCGGCCUGACCCAGCUGUUUCUCAGGUGGGCUCCUGACCCCCCGGGGACCUCACUCCAGCCCGCUCUCCAAGCUGCCCCAACAUGGAGGCUUUCUGCUCCUGGUUUGAACUCUUGGGGUUCAGGACUCCCCCUUGCAGGUUCUCAGACUCCCAGUUGUUGGCUCCAAGAUUCAGUAUCUGAAUUCAAAGCCCCAGAUCCACAAUACGGGCUCUGGCCUGUUAGACUCGCUUCUCCGGGCCUGGAGGUUUGUGCCUCCUGGUGUUGGCUCCCUCACGAAGACAGGGUCAACACCCUUGGCCCCUAGCCAAGCUCUCUGCUCAGUGUCCAUCCGAGAAGAAGGCCAAAACCAAGUGAGAUGCUGGACCCACAUUCAAACGUUGGGAUAAUCUUGGGGCAGGCAGGCUCUGAUGUGGAUGAAAGCUGAGCUGAUUCAGUGUCCCCACGGUUAGCUGCCCAGCUGGGCUCACUGCUCCUCUGGCGGGCUCUGCUCAGCUGUCGUCUCAGCGCCAGGGAAAAACACUAUCCCUCACUGGCACGGGCCAGACCCACACAAAGGAGGCGGUGAAGACCCCUCCCCCACCCCAGGUCCUGUCCUCAGAGGCAGGGGCAUAGUAGAUCCCGGCUGGAUGCUGGUAUGAUAGGCACUGCCCCAGGAAGAAGGCACAGGGUCUGUGCUUGUUCACAGGCUUCACCUUUCCACCUACCAGGGGGCUCCUCAAAGCUGAUCCUCCUGUGGCUUUCGAAGGGUGUAGCCUCAGUGAAGCAGACUAGAUUCUAGCAACCUCUGCCCAGCCCCUACCACUGCUGCCACCAGCACCCCAAAGGGCUCCACGGCUGCAGGAAAAUGGAGCUUCCUGGGACACAUCCCACUCCAGACUGUCCAAAUAAAGAGGAACCAGCACAGGAUUGACACAGUCACCCACUCUGGAGGCUGGCCAGAGGGUCCAAGCCCUGCCCGAAACCCUCCCCACUAGUCCGAUCACAAGGCAAGGUGUCCUCUGAGGCCUCGGGCUGGACGAGUCCCAGUUCUGGAUGCUGCUACCCCCUGCUGCCCCCACCCCAUGCCCUGACUUUUAUACUAGGCUCCUUGCCUUUGUGACAUCCUCAUGAAAUAGUCUGGUGCACGAUAAAAUGAUUAUUUCUUUAUCUUGCA